Molecule: messenger RNA, 667 nt
Organism: Elaeis guineensis (African oil palm)
Lineage: Eukaryota; Viridiplantae; Streptophyta; Magnoliopsida; Arecales; Arecaceae
Source: RefSeq, a predicted model, not a curated record
AACCCCCCUGGAUCCGAGCGGAUCACGAGCCUGCUUUUGAUCCGAUAUCGAUCGAACCGGAGGAGAAUAACGGGGGCAGAUAUCAUCUGACGGUGGAUAUAGCAGCUAGGGCAACCCAUCCGUCCUUUUUCCUUCCCAUUUCCACUAUAUAUUCUCUCGUGAACCCCUCGCCCCGACUCCCUCCCCUCACCCGCCUCCCCUCGCCGCUGCCGCUGGUCACAGCCGCCAUGGGUAGAGUGAUCAGGGCUCAGAGGAAGGGUGCGGGUUCGGUCUUCCGCUCCCAUACCCACCACCGGAAAGGCCCGGCCCGCUUCCGGAGCCUCGACUACGGGGAGCGCAAUGGUUAUCUCAAGGGCGUUGUGACGGACAUCAUCCACGACCCCGGGCGCGGCGCCCCGCUGGCCCGCGUCACCUUCCGCCACCCCUUCCGCUACAAGCAUCAGAAGGAGCUAUUCAUCGCCGCCGAGGGAAUGUACACGGGCCAGUUCGUCUACUGCGGCCGCAAGGCCUCCCUCAUUGUCGGCAACGUCCUCCCCCUCCGCUCCAUCCCCGAGGGUGCCGUUGUCUGCAACGUCGAGCACCACGUCGGCGACCGCGGCGUCCUCGCCCGCGCCUCCGGCGACUACGCCAUUGUCAUCAGCCACAACCCCGACAACGGCACGACCAG